UUCUCGUCACUCUCCUUUCAAUACACCACCACCACCACCACCACCACCACCACCACCUGAGCGCCGACAUCCCACCUCCAGGGAAGCCACACGAUAGAGUCACAGCCCUCACCCGCAACACCUCACCUCACCGUCCCUCCUCCUCCUCCUCCUCCACCACCACCACCACUCGAUAUUCCGCGCGCUCCGCCACUCGUGACUACGCGCACUCCGCCCCCGCGAUAUGGAGCAACCGGAGCGCGGCCGCCCGGCCUCUGUCGGCCAGCAUCUGCACGCGACUCAAGCAUAUCAACAAGCACAGCAGCAACAGCAGCCACCGCGCUCGCUGUCACCGGCUCUCAUAUCGGCUUCCACCAUCUCCCCUUCCUCCUUCAACAACCCUCUCGAUGCGGCCAACCCCCUCUCUGGCACAUACGAUCCGACCUUCACCAACGACCCUUCACACCAAGCGCAAUACUUCUUUCAAGAGCAGCAGUCGCAGUUGGAUGCCUUUGCGGGACAACAGGCGUUCGCACAGUCGUCGCAAUCCCAUCCGGGACGCCAGUAUCAGUCGCUGCCGAACGCACACGACUUGGGUCAGAUCGCCGCCUCCGACCCAUUCCCCUCGUUGGGCAUCGUGACGCGCGCGACCUUCGACGAGACCACCGGCUUGGACCCGAGCCUCCUCGCCAACCUGGACACUUCGGGGUUGGAUCUGCUCCCCUCCCACUCGAGUCCCGCCAACAGCAACCACGCCUCGCCCAACGGCGCGUUCGACCAGAUGGCCGCCACCCUCUCCCGCGAGGGCUCCCUCUCCUCCCCACACCAUCUACAGCCGGAUCUCUCUCGCCGGCAGUCUCCCAGCCCGAGCCCCCAACAGUCGCCGAGCUUCCAGCAUGUCAGCUUCAACGACGGUCGACCGCGCAACCUGUCCGAAUCGCUCGACCCCCGGAGCGCAUUCUUCCCGCCGGGUCAGAACGAGUGGGUGAACAUGGGCGCAUACCAGCACAGGCGGAACCCGUCGGACAACUUCUCCGACGUGUCCUCCAACCACGCGUCCCCGUACCUGGGUCACCUCGACAGCUUCGACGCGAACAACUCCCAAGCGUCGCCGCUGCUCAACGCCAAUUCCGACCCCGCCUUCGACAACGGGCUCGGACUGGGCGCGUUUCAUCUUUCUCAGCAAAGCUUUCACACGCCGAAUGCCAGCCCCGGUCAUUCUCCGCUGCUGAUGCCGCAGCCCCAACAAGGUCUCCCACCCUUCACCGCCGAGAACAAUUUCGGCCUGGCGACAGGGAUCAAUGGCUCGUUCGGUCAGCCGGCCGACCUCUCCGAUCCGUAUGCUGUCAACGGCCAGGAGACGUUCCCCGCCUUCAAUCCGGCCUCGAGUCCGGGCGUGAUGAGCGACCAGAUGAGUCCACCUGCCAUCAACAUCGACUUCGUGCCGACGCAGCAUAAUCCCGCCCCACCAUUGAAGACGGAGAACUCGGACGACGCGCUGAUGCCUCCUGCUCGCAGUAAGUUUUCCCGAGUGCUCAUCGAGACGGUGUCCUGAAUGCUGACCCCGUGCUCCUGUCACACAGCGACCCGCGUCCGUGCGAAAUCCGACUCCCACGCCGGUUCACGGAAGAUCAACAUCGGCCGCGCGCGGUCCCCCUCCCUCCAGCCGGACGGCGCGAUCCUCGACGACAUGCUCAUGACCGACGGCGCCACCUCCGACCCCUCGCUCGGCCCGAACCAGCGCGGCCGUGGGAGCUCCACCAGCCACCGCUCGCGGAGCCACAGCAACACCUCGCGCUCGUCCGAUCGCCGGGACUACAUCCUCGACCUCGCCGAUCCCACCCGGCCCUCCCCCAACGGCUCCGGCGGCGGUGGGUCGCAGCGCGUCCAGAAACACCCGGCGACGUACCAGUGCUCCCUC
Messenger RNA from Dissoconium aciculare CBS 342.82, 1900 nucleotides. RefSeq lists its product as uncharacterized. The record is from RefSeq and is a predicted model, not a curated record. The coding region runs from base 224 to 1534 and encodes 436 amino acids. NCBI's taxonomy places the organism in Eukaryota, Fungi, Ascomycota, Dothideomycetes, Mycosphaerellales, Dissoconiaceae. The transcript has a single exon.